ACCCUCCCCACUCACUCACCUCAAAGAUGCGUUCUACCGCUGCUCUCCGAAUGUUCAGGCAGACGCCUCGCAUGCUGCGACCCGUCCCCGUUUCGUAUUACAGAAGGAGGACCAGGCUGGCCACACCAUCUCUCAGCGACUCCGAAAGCUCAAGCAGAUCCCUCCUGAGCUGUACCCCCUCGCUGUCGUUGUCGGCUUCGCUCUCGGCGCUGCCGGCUACUCCAUUUCUCGCAAGUUCAUUGUCGACAAGAACCUCCGUCUCGCUCGACAGGGCCCUGCUGCGCGUCAGGCAAGCAGCGGUCACGGUGAGAGCGAGGAGCACUAAACUUAUACCGAAGAAUAGAGUGACUCUUGGGGAAUGA
Messenger RNA from Fusarium venenatum, 362 nucleotides. NCBI's taxonomy places the organism in Eukaryota, Fungi, Ascomycota, Sordariomycetes, Hypocreales, Nectriaceae. The record is from RefSeq and is a predicted model, not a curated record.